AUGAAAGUUCGUUCAAGAUAUGAAAGAAAUAGUUCUUAUUGGUAUCAUGUUCAAACAUUAUCUUGUGUUAGAAAUUUGGAUAGUGUCGCAUUAGAUGAAUUACAAGAAAUCUUAUUAAAAAGAGAAUUAGAUACUUUUGUAAAUGAUAAAGAUUUUUAUGAUAGAAUUGGUAUACCUUAUCGACGUGGUAUUUUAUUAUAUGGAAAACCUGGAACAGGGAAAACUAGUUUGAUAAAUGCUAUUUCUUCACAUUUAUCUCGUGAUACUUAUUAUUUAAAUCUUAAAACCAUUUCGGAUGAUAAUGAAUUAAGCGCUGCAUUUAGUUCGGUUCCUGCUAAUCAAAUUAUUGUACUUGAAGAUGUUGAUACGCAAUCAAAAGUUCUACAUAAACGAACAAAAAAAUCCUCUUCAUUUUUUAGUACUAUAGAAUCUCUGUCUAUCGAUAAAAAAGAUAACACUGGUCCAUCUGGUUUAAAUGGUCCAAUGGGUCCAUCUUUAUUUUCAAAAUUUAGUUUAUCAACUUUCUUGGGAUGUUUGGAUGGUAAUAUUUUAGCUGAAGGAAAUAUUAUUAUAAUGACAACAAAUCACGUUGAACAUCUUGAUCCUGCUUGUAUUCGUCCUGGUCGUAUGGAUGUACAUCUUGACCUUGGUUAUUGUACUCAUUAUCAAAUUAGAAAAAUGUAUAAAACUAUUAGUGAAAAUCCUAAAGCCGAAUUUCCUAAAGACAUUCUUGAAAAAAUUCCCGAAAGAUUAUUACCUCCUUGUGAAGUUAUGAUGACUAUGGUUUUGUAUCGUAAUGAUAUUCACCUUAUUCCAGAAAAAAUUUAUGAAUUAAUUUUAAAAUAUAAAGAUAUGUCACCCGAAGAAAUUGCAAGACAAAUGGAGGAAGAAGCUUUACGAGAAGCUCAACGUAUUAGUGAAGAAUCGGAAGAGAAUAAAGAAGAAGUUAAUGGGGAAGUCAAAGAUGAAAAUAAGGAUGAAAAAGACGAAGCUAAAGAUGAAAAUGAGGAGAAGAAGGAGGAAGUAAAAGAUGAAAAUCAGGAGAAGAAAGAAGAAGCUAAAGACGAGGUCAAAGAUGAAAACAAGAAUGAAAAAGACGAAGUUAAAGAUGAUAAGGAGAAGAAGGAGGAA
Messenger RNA from Rhizophagus irregularis DAOM 181602=DAOM 197198, 1131 nucleotides. RefSeq lists its product as uncharacterized. Gene Ontology annotation, molecular function: ATP hydrolysis activity; ATP binding. The record is from RefSeq and is a predicted model, not a curated record. NCBI's taxonomy places the organism in Eukaryota, Fungi, Glomeromycota, Glomeromycetes, Glomerales, Glomeraceae.